AUCUCCAGAAACUCAUCUCAGGCACAAAACAGGCCAGAGUGCAACCCUCAGGAGCCUGCCUUUAUGCUUCCCCUGAAGGGCAAUGUUGUUCCAUCUGCCUCAACAGCAGUCCAAGGUAACACGUGGUUGCAAGUGGAUUCUGUUAGCCGGAGCCGUAGGAAUUGUGGUGUUCUGUAUGCUGUUAAUCACAAGAUAUGCAAACGGAAGACGAGGCAGCACAGCGGGCAAGCCGAAGCUCGUGCUGCUAAUGGCGCCCGUGGGUCGGAGCGGCAGCACUUGGCUUGGGAAGAUGCUGUCGUUGCUGCAUCCCGAAGGUUUAUACCUUUACGAGCCGGAAUACAUGCUGACUCGAAGUGGCUCCCCCGUCAUUCGCGAGGACGAGGCGGUGUCACUCAUCGCAGGCCUUUUCAACUGCAAAAUAACGGAAGAGUUUGUUGAGUGGAUGAAGUCAAUGCCAGAUAUUCGCACUGUGUACCGACACACCUUUACUACCAGAGUGUGCAGAAGACUGGAUUGGGGGUGUCUUCAAGCUGACCAACUCGCUCGGCUUUGCGGAGAAACCAAGUAUAGAUUGAUCAAGACGAUCCGCCUGCGCCUGUCCUGGAUCCGCCGCCUUCUCGCCGCGCCUGACUUGAACCUCAAGGUCGCAUUCCUGCUCCGCGACCCACGUGCGAGCCUUGCAUCGCGGAAGCGGCUGGGCUGGAGCAUGGGCGCGCGAGAGCUCUGCCCGAGGAUUGAGGAGGAUCUGGGGCACGUGGCCGAGCUCGAAAGGCUCUUCCCAGACAGAUUUUUCUUUCUGAAAUAUGAAGACGCGUGUUGGGAACCCUACGGUUCCGCACUGAGUAUAUACAGGUUCCUCAUAGGCGAGGGCGUCGCUGCUCUGCCGGAGGUAUGGCGAUCCUACCUCGACCAGACAGCCUCCAGAACCGAGGCCGAAGAAUGGAGGAAGGAGGUCGACGGAGCGACCCUAGAGGAGGUGGAAGAGUCCUGUGGUCGCGUUAUCGACUUUCUCGGGUACAGUCAUUUCGCUUCUACGAGAGAAAUGAGAAACCUCACCAUUCCGCUGCUCAUAUGAGCCUUGCAUGAUCGGCCGCAUUUCUCGCACGACAAAUUCCUUCUUUUUCCCAAGGGCUCACGUCCCCCUUCCAAAUUACUGAAACGUGAAGUAAGACUAGGAAAUGAGUGGAGAGGCUGGCGAAAAAUAACAGCUAUUAUUCCCACCAAUUUGCGAAUUUAUAGUGAGGGAGUUUCAAGAACUGUGUAACUUACUGUAGAUAUAUUUUUGUAUUGAUCUUCUUUUUUUUUUUUUUU
Molecule: messenger RNA, 1311 nt
Organism: Penaeus chinensis
Lineage: Eukaryota; Metazoa; Arthropoda; Malacostraca; Decapoda; Penaeidae
Product: carbohydrate sulfotransferase 5-like
Exons: 4
Coding region: 83-1075 (330 amino acids)
Biological process (GO): sulfur compound metabolic process; N-acetylglucosamine metabolic process
Molecular function (GO): N-acetylglucosamine 6-O-sulfotransferase activity
Source: RefSeq, a predicted model, not a curated record